This is a messenger RNA of Closterium sp. Naga37s-1, 2967 nucleotides long. The record is from the annotation of a GenBank genome assembly. Lineage: Eukaryota; Viridiplantae; Streptophyta; Zygnematophyceae; Desmidiales; Closteriaceae.
AUGGCAGACGUCGACAUGCCCGACGUUGGUCCCCCAACCGACCACAUUGAGACCUCUACCCCCGAAGAGACGCUCAAGUUACUCUACGAUCUUGACGCACUGACACAGAUUCCAGAAGGGGAGUUCACCAAGGACAUUCCCCCACCGCCGAUAGGAGAGUUUACCAAGCCAGCUAGUAAGUCCACACCGACGCAAGAUGGGCAGCCUGGACCUUCGUUGGUACCGGGCGGCUCAGGAAACCAGGUUGAUGAGGAGGAGGAGGAGGAGGAGGAGGAGGAGGAGGAGGAGGAGGAGGAGGAGGAGGAGGAGGAGGAGGAGGAGGAGGAGGAGGAGGAGGAGGAGGAGGAGGAGAGCGACGACGAAUACGACGAGCGUCCUCCGCGUAGCACGAAUCCGCGCACCUUGGAAGAACGCCUCCGGCGGGAACUUGAAUACAUAGAUGACAUGCUAGAACAGGACGAGGACGAGGACGAGCAGAACAUGGCGGCGCCACGCGAACAGUGGAGAGCAGCAGACUUCGUCGAGGACGACAUGGUUUACGCAAGCAUCGACGUGCUGGUCAUAGACGCCCUACGCCACCUGCAAACCUUGGAGAAGAAUAGCACGCUGAGGCUGUACACCUCGUUCAUCUACCACUACAAGAGGUGGGCGGCGAAAAUGCUGACGCAAAUACGCGACAAGCUUCCCCAGGAGCACAGGCUUAGGCACGUCGACGAGAUCGGCCACUACAUCCGGGACAACAAGAAGAAGAAUUGGGACAAAGUGGCCGAGGUCCCCCGAGAGUACAUCUGGCUGCACGGUCCUAGGGUAACCGAAACCCGGCUGCGCGCCUAUGUGAAGUUCAUGAUACGUGAGUGUCAGCUCGAUGCCGAGUCGAUCGAGGAGGGGAACAAUGCCCCGCGAACCCAUCCGGUGCAAGGUACAACGGUGCACACGCUCCUCGGGCGCAUAAAGGCAUGCCAGAUGGCGGCGAGAGUGGAGGCGAUGCUCUACCGGGAGAAGGAGCUGAGCAUCAUGCGGGAGAUAUCGGUGGUCAGAUCGGAGGUGCGGUUCAUGGUCCGCACCAAGAACGAGAGGGACGUCAAGAAUUGUGCCGACCGGCGUCGCGGCACCAUCGGCGAUACCUACACCGCCGAACAGUUCCGCCAGAUCAUGAUGAAGGUGCUGCCGACAUGGGCGGCGUCGGCGUGGAACCCGCGGGCAACCGCUCCUUCGCAGACGCUGUGGCGAUUUCUGCUCACCAAGGCGCUCACGCUACUCUCCCACCACACUCUCCUGCGAGGCGCCAGCAUCCGCGAGAUCACGCUCCCCGACAUCUUCUUGUACCGACUGGCUAGCACCUCGUCGGUGAACCCGGAGAACCAGCCGGUCGUCAUGGUGAUCGCCGCGCGGAACUCGAAGACUUCCAAGGAUGCCCGUCUUCAGCAGAGCUACGCGGCGCGACACUUGGAAGCGGAGUUGUGCGCCGUCGGCGAGACCGGCCUAUGGUUGCACUUCAUCCUCGACCGCCGCGGCUUGUGGACGACCAACAAGGUGUUCUGCAAGCGGAAUGUGCACGCCGCUCGCGCCGGAGGUGCGCAGGAGCUAGCCAUUGAAGGGACGCCUCGCGCCGAGAUCGCCGAGCUGGGUCACUGGGCACUCGACAAGAUGACGCGUGCUUACAUCACAGCCAUUCCCGUUGGGGUGGUGAUGAAGAAGGCCGGCUACUCGGGUUGCAAGCAAGACUACUUCUUGGGUCGCAGCAGGGUCGAGCCCUCCAACAAACUAUUGGACAUCAUCGCCGAGCACAUCUUCCCGGGCGUGGAUGCUCUGCUGCGCGAUGCGGAAACGCGAGCUGCCAAAGGGAGCGACGCCGACAAAGCCGCCGUGCACUUCUGGCGUACCCUCCAGAUGAUGCGCCGCAUCGUCGCCGAGGACCUCGCGGUGAAGCUCGUCCGCAUCCCUUGGCACCCGUACGUCCAAGGUUCGAAGCUCUGCCGGAUUGCCCUCUUUCAGCACUGGGCGAAAAGGGUCGAGAAGAUCGACACCGAAACGAUCAACAAACGCCGGGACCCAACCCUCAUUCAGGCAGAGGAAAUCUCCGUUCGCUUGGACAUCGAAUACCAUAACAUGUCCCUCAAGGAGAUGCUGAAGUACGAGAGGGAGCGCGCCGCGGUCGAGAAGAUCGACCUUCAGGAUGAACUCGAGAAGCGCGACGAUACCAUCGCGACGCUGACCGCCGAGAUAACCCGUCUCACCGAGGCACUCCGUGUGUCAGAAGCACGGAGGAUGCCGGAGACGCCGCCGUCGGGGAACGAGCAGACGCCGAGCGAGAGUGGCUCCGCGGAUUCGGCCAGUCCGGGGGCCAGAAACAAGAAACGGUACGAGAAACCCCCACAGACGCUCGACGAGGCUCGUUACGAGCUCAACGUGGUGCAACCUUGGCGGGAGUCAAAGACCGUGAGGGACGCUUGGCGCCUCUGGAACUCCGCCACCGCCGAUGACACCCGCCGUCUUUGCGAUAGGGUCGCCGAGCCGGGAUUCGUCGACCGCCACACCCUCCUCAAAGGCGCGACGAAGGGUGCACACGACAUGAAGGUGCGCCGCAUGCUGAAGGCCAUGGAUGCGGUGCGCCUUCUUCGCUCGAGCGACGGCGAUGCCGACACCGAAGCCGUCGUCGCUGCCCUGAACAAGAUCGCGGCGCCGGGCAUCGGGACCUUCUGCGAUGCCCUCACGGUGCUCAAACCGGGAACCGCACCGACGAAGUCCAAGGAGCCCGGCAUGGGAGUCAAGGGGCUGGGCCCCAAGUCGGUCUCGAAGCUACGUCUCGCCUGUGCGCUGGUGGCGGUCAACUUGAAGCCGACCGCUUGGGUCGCCGUCCUGUUUCCAGACACCUGGGAGGAGCAGAUGCCGAAGACCGUGGCGGACAUGGCCAAGCAGACCGCACCUGUGCUGCGUCCUCCGACGAAGCGCAAGAAGGCGGCAUGA